Owenia fusiformis is the source of this 2805-nucleotide messenger RNA. NCBI's taxonomy places the organism in Eukaryota, Metazoa, Annelida, Polychaeta, Sabellida, Oweniidae. The record is from the annotation of a GenBank genome assembly.
AUGAAUUGAAAUUAUUGGAAUUCCAAAGCAGAACCAAAGGACUUGGAUGAGGAAAUAUUUCUUUGUUAUAAGUGAAACUCAUUUGCUUUGACAAUAGAAGCAAAGUUAGUAUCACCUGACAGCAGAAACAACAACUGUGUGACAUUGGUUUCUCAUAGUGAUACUUAUUGAAGACGAUCAAUAAUCUACAAGGAUUUGUGGAUCAUAAUCACAAUACUCAGGUGACUUUAAAGCACAAUUAUUGGAAUAAGGGUACUUUUCAAUUUUAAAGAACAAUCACAAAGAACACUGAAACUAUUCAAGAGAUGACAGUAAAAAGUUUACUAAGUGACUUUGCAAAAACUACGACUGGCCAUGGCUGGGGAAAUAUUCAUGAAAGAAAAUCUAUGUGUACAAAAGUAGCAUGGUUAAUUUUCUGUAUAGCAAGUACACUUGCCUCUGUGGGCCAUGUCACAUCAAUCAUCUACAGGUACAGUCUCUUUGAGACAAAGGACAGAGUGUUAGUUCAACGCCAAGAUCUUUUAUUUCCCUCAGUGACAAUAUGUCCACUGACCCAGAUGUCUAAACAAGGUAUUUUGGAACUAACUCAAGAUUCCAUCAACGGUGAAGAUACUUAUUUAUCUAUAUUUGCAUUACAAACAUUACUUGCGGAUAUGGUUAAAAUAGAGCAGAAUUCAACAUUGUUAAUGGAGUUAUCCUCAGAAAGACAACAAUUAUAUGAAAAAUUCUUCAGCAGACUGUACACCUAUAAUGGAUUUUAUGAAAAUGUACCAACAGUCACAAAAUAUGGCUAUAAGAAACAUGACUUUAUCUCAUCCUGUAUGUAUCAAGGAAAAUCCUGUUCUGAUGAAGAUGUGCAUUCAGUUAUACAUAGUCAUUAUUACAACUGUUUUACAUUUAAUGACAUCAAUACUACACUUUCUAACCCUUAUAGCAAUACAACUGGCCCAACAGGUGGCCUUUCACUGCAAAUAUUCCUAGAUACAGAUGAAAAUUUAUAUGCCAUAUACAACCCAGAAUACCCAACUUCUGGGAGUCAAGGCGUGAGAGUUGUCGUACAUGAGAAAGGGACACUACCAGAUCCAGAAAAUGAAGGAUUUGAUAUUGAACAGGGCCAUUCAGCUAAUGUAGCAUUGUCUGUUACUCGACGUGAAUUGAUGAAACCACCUUGGGGCGAGUGCACUGAGCACCCUCAAUUAGAUGAAGAUGGGUUCACAUUCAACACACGGGUUUGUCAAAUGAGAUGUCUCCAGAAGAUGGUUUAUAAAUCAUGUGGAUGUAAACGUGGAUCAUUACCAAUGUACCCUGAUAUUGAAAAUGUACAAUUCUGUAACAAAAUUCAAUAUAACGAAUGGUUAGAUAAAAAUCCAAAUAGAACAACACUACUCUACGACAUAGAGAAGCUACAGUGUGGCAUGACAGAAUACAAUUGGGAUGUUGUACUUGACCAGGAUGACUGUCAAUGCCAAGACAACUGCAGCUUCCACACGUAUGACAUGACACUCUCGCAAUCUCAAUGGCCAAAAAAGGGGGUAGAACUUGACUUUUAUUGCCGCAAGAUUAUACACCUCCCAAAUUAUAACAACUCCAGUGUUUAUAAAGCUUUCGAUGACCAAAUAGAACCACUGUGCACAAACAUGUAUUCCAAUGCUACUACAACAAAGUGGAAUGAAAUGAAACAAGAAGUUGGAGAUCGGCUACGAGAAAAUUUUAUCCGCUUAAAUGUGUAUUUUAAGGAUUUAGAGACAAAAAUAAUUAAACAGGAACCUGAUUUUGAACUUGGGUCUAUGAUAUCAGAGAUUGGUGGAAGUCUUGGAAUAUUUAUUGGAGUGUCUAUAAUUACCAUUGCUGAGGUUUUCAUACUUUGCUUAAGCAUUAUAAGGGUAUUAAAAGGAGAGUCAAAAGUCAUGUCAAUACAAGAUCCAAACGGUGUAAAUCAUGAGAAACAGUGGCCAUAAGUAAGCUGGAAAAGCUAAUUUCUGAUGUUGUGUACAUUAUACUUUCAUAAAUGUUGUACUUUAUCCACAAUUUCACAUUAGUUGCAAGGUAUGGAGGGAUAUCAACAAUGUAUAAAAAUGAUGAUUCAACAAUUAAAAUGAUGGCAAUUUUGUAUCAUUGCGAAAAUUUUAGACAUUAUGGAUAUCUUAUAAAAUCAAAGUAGUUGGCUUUAAUAUUUCAAUUCAAAUUGAUUAUACUUUUGGAGGAAUUUGGCCCUUGUGCUUGGAUAUUUAUUUCUGUUGUUGUCAAUGUUGUUAUUUUCUUUGUCCUCUUUUUCUUUCUUUCUCUUUUUAGUUUCUUCUUUCUUGGUCUUCUUACUUCCUGUACUCUUUUCCUUGGUCUUGCUUUAUUUAGGUCUUUAGGCUUGUAAUUACGCAUUAGUGGAUUAAUUGAAAGCUUUUUAUACCAGUAAACCUUCCCUUCCCUUUUGUCUUUAUCCAUGUUUAUUUUUGUUAUUUUUUCUUCCAUAGUUUUACUUCAUUUAGGAAAUAGACAGAUGCACAGACAAGUGGGUGAUAACAAUAGCUCAUCCAUGUUAGCUAACAAUAAUUAUAAGCCUUCGUUUAGAUAUGUUAAAUCGUUAAAAUUGAUUAUUCCAAUUCAUUUUAUUCAAUAAUUUCUUAUUGUAAUAGGCUUCUGACUUUCUUGCAAAGCAUGUUUGAGAUGUCAUUGCAUGUUCUGGUUCAUUUUCGCUGCAAAUAUGCAGGUUUAGUAUUGUGAACAUAAAGUUUUCUAUUUUAUGGUUAUAUUAUUUGGGAGAAUUUAAACAAUUUUUUCCCAUUUCGGAAAUUUAAAUCCUUAAUAACU